Molecule: messenger RNA, 2190 nt
Organism: Rhinichthys klamathensis goyatoka
Lineage: Eukaryota; Metazoa; Chordata; Actinopteri; Cypriniformes; Leuciscidae
Gene: arid6
Product: AT-rich interaction domain 6
Exons: 6
Coding region: 193-2031 (612 amino acids)
Biological process (GO): regulation of transcription by RNA polymerase II
Cellular component (GO): nucleus
Molecular function (GO): transcription cis-regulatory region binding
Source: RefSeq, a predicted model, not a curated record
UGAUUUCAUUCUGGUGUAGAGAAACGGCAUGUAGGCAUCACUAAGCGCUUGUGUGAAACAAACCGCUCGCUUAGUUUGCUAAGGGCCGAAAACUUGGAUAAACUUUCUCUGGAUUCUACAUUCCUCUCUGCUAAGGAACUAUCCAGCAAUCCAUCAUACCACUGACAAAAAUCUAAAGAGAUACAGGUUAGCAUGAUGGAACGGGACGGCCCGCAGGAGAGGAGCUCAGAACUGGGAGAGGAGAUGACAGAAGAGAGAUUCCUCAAAGACCUCUACCUCUUUAUGAAACAGAGAGACACACCAAUUGAGAGAAUACCUCAUCUCGGCUUCAAACAAAUUGAUAUGUUCCUAAUGUACAAGACAGUAAAGGAGCUAGGAGGCUAUCAACAGGUUACUACACAGCAGUUGUGGAAGAAAGUUUACAACAUACUUGGAGGAAACCCACGCAGCACCAGUGCAGCCACCUGCACUCGCAGACACUAUGAAAAGCUACUUCUACCUUUUGAGUGUCACCAAAGUGGAUACAGGGACGAUAUUGUCUUCAGGACGCCUCGAUUACAAAAGCACUUCCACCCCAGCAGUUUCAACGACUUUGAGCAUGAAUACCCCAGGACUGGCAAACGGGCAGAUUUCCGACACCUCCCGGCAUUCCCUCAGGCCUCUCCGCACAUGUUAACGGAGCAUCAGAGACCGAUUUUUAACAUGCCUUUGAAUGUUGCUCCAUACUUCCCACACGAAAGUACAUCUUUACACAAUUAUAUCGCUCUUCGGGAAUCUACGCGGCCCCACCUAAGCUUCAGUCCUUCUCAAGACCUUCCCCGAAGGCCUGUCUCAUACUUGGGCACGUCCUCUGUGGAUGUUCAGGUCUGCGAUCAGUCACUUGAUAGGCUACGCCACCUGGCUAAAGAGUACAAGUCAUCAACCGGUUUGGAGGAACCCCUUAACCUCAGUCGGAAAGAAAACAGUCUUGAGACACUGAGUGACACACCAUCAUCUUUCGGCCCACCUCCCUCUAAAAAGCCCAAGUUCCUCAACGAAGCCUCCCCUCUUUACCCUCCAAGGGGUUUGACGACCGAAGAAGGAGCAGAACAAGGGGAAGAAACUUCCUCAGGAGAAGGAGAGCCAGGGAAUGUCCGAGCAGGACCGAGCCCAGUGAUGGCUGAGGUCAUUGAUCUCACAUCCUCUUCCAGUGCCAAUCCAGUCCCACGUAGAGCAAGUCCUCCUUCAGUGAAUCUUUUCAAUCGUAGAGUGAACUACUCCGAAGCGUUCUCUAUGAAAGCACGGGAACGAGACCAAUACACGGACUGGUUGAAGGAAGAGUCUUCUGCUGCACCAACACCUAAGUUAGGAGGGAUCUUAAACCAAAGCAGUACCCUUGGACACCCACCCCUGGAUACCAACGGCAAAAUGGAGAUCCAGAUUCCUCUAAAGCUUCUAAAUGAGCUCAUUAGGAGAGGACUGGUUUCCAACCAGGCAUUAACGGGAAACGGACCUGUUUCUCAAUGCCCAACCAAAGCUGAAGCACAACCUGAGCACAAGUUAUACAUGCGAUCACGCUCAGAUACAUCCGAGAGUCCCACCACAUGCGAGGAGCCAACCAAUUUGAGACUGAAGAGCCCUUUUAGAAACCUUUCUGAUACUAUCCCUCAAGAUAACGGUAUAAAGAAGCACCAACUCCUCUGCGGCAAUGGCAUCUCAGCAGAAUCAAAGGUCCAGAUGAUGAGCUCUUAUUAUGUAAACAACUCUCUCAAGCACUCUAUGGACAGGGAUAUACACAAGCCCUCUCAACCUAAACAGGCACAAGUUCCUAUGACAUACAACCAUGAAAGCAUGAACCCCAGACCCCGCAGUUACAGUGAAGACACUCCACUCUCUUUGACCAUGAAACCUGGAAGAAAGCCAGAGAAAGUGAUGGCAACAUCUCACAUUGCGACAAAGGAUAUCUUGACUUCACCAGCUUUGACAUCAGACCACCUCAAAUUCCUUCUGGCAAACCUGCCCUAUAGACUGGAAAGGGGGCAGACAUUUUAAGAAUUUGCCGUUUUUCACCUAGGCCAAUGUCUUAAUCUUGCCAAAUCAGACUCUUGCGUUGCAUAACUCUAGGAUUUCUGAAAAGAUGAACUGAAAAGAGAAAUGUUGAGGAUGGACUUGACGGAUGUUUUUCAGUGAUUAAACCUUUUGUAUAAAAUG